This is a messenger RNA of Hevea brasiliensis (rubber tree), 2165 nucleotides long. RefSeq names its product CLP protease regulatory subunit CLPX1, mitochondrial. NCBI's taxonomy places the organism in Eukaryota, Viridiplantae, Streptophyta, Magnoliopsida, Malpighiales, Euphorbiaceae. The transcript is spliced from 15 exons. Gene Ontology annotation, biological process: protein folding; proteolysis; protein catabolic process. The coding region runs from base 226 to 1959 and encodes 577 amino acids. The record is from RefSeq and is a predicted model, not a curated record. Gene Ontology annotation, cellular component: mitochondrial matrix. Gene Ontology annotation, molecular function: ATP binding; ATP hydrolysis activity; ATP-dependent protein folding chaperone.
GGUUUAGCAAGAUAUUGUGUUCUGCCCCUGUUAUUCUUUCAUUUAUAUCUACAAAAAUUCUGCAUCCUCACACGAUGUUCAUAAAAUCUAAGAUAUACCCGCUUAAAUUCACCUCCAGAUGUCUCAAAACCCUUGAUCGAUUUUCCAUUUUGAUCCAUUUAUCAGCCCUUAAUUUUCUAUUAUUCUGAGCUUCUUACUUCACUUUCCGGCGAAAAUUUCGACACCAUGGCUGCGCUUCUCAGAUUGAGAACUUCCAAGGAAACGGCUUCUUUCACAGCCUCUCAAUUGAGAAACUUAUCACUCAAUUACAUGCACGCGGGUGGCAUGUCUAGCUCUUACCGUUCGCACCAUUCAAAAUGGGACGAUCGCUUCGCUAAUGCUCCUUAUCAUUUCACUUCUUUCAAGCCUGUCUCGCUGCGUGGUGAAUUCGUUGACAAGAGUACUCAACCAUUGGAUAAUAGGAGAAGUGGCCGUAAUUCAAGUAAGGAUCUUUGUAGGAAUUGGAGCGGGAGAUUGAAUGCCACUGACAGUGGGUCCAAUAAUGGGGACCCGCCUGAGGUGUGGCAGCCUCCGGGCGAUGGGAUUGCAACGGUUGGGGUAAACGAAUCCGCCGUGAAUGUAGUUCAUGGAGGUAGAGGUGGGUCUGGGUCCAAUUCGAAGGAUGGGUGCUGGGGUGGAUCCAAUUUGGGUAAUAAUUUUCCAACACCAAAAGAGAUCUGUAAGGGGCUGGAUAAAUUUGUGAUUGGACAAGAACGAGCUAAAAAGGUGCUUUCUGUUGCCGUUUACAAUCACUAUAAGAGAAUCUAUCAUGAUUCCAUGCAGAAGUGGUCUGCAGGAGGUUCAGGGAACAGCAAAGUAGAAGCUAUGGAUGAUGAUGGAGUGGAACUUGAGAAAAGUAAUAUUCUUUUAAUGGGGCCAACAGGUUCAGGGAAGACAUUACUAGCUAAAACCUUGGCACGGUUCGUUAAUGUUCCCUUUGUUAUUGCAGAUGCAACUACAUUAACUCAGGCCGGAUAUGUGGGGGAAGAUGUGGAGUCCAUAUUGGGCAAGCUACUAAUGGCUGCUGACUAUAAUGUGGCAGCUGCCCAGCAGGGCAUUGUAUACAUCGAUGAAGUUGACAAGAUCACAAAAAAGGCUGAGAGUGUUAACAUUAGCAGAGAUGUGUCAGGUGAGGGUGUUCAGCAGGCAUUAUUAAAAAUGCUCGAGGGAACGGUUGUCAAUGUUCCUGAAAAGGGAGCUCGAAAGCAUCCAAGAGGUGAUAAUAUUCAGAUUGAUACGAAGGAUAUACUCUUCAUAUGUGGAGGUGCAUUCAUUGACUUGGACAAAACCAUUUCUGAAAGGCGCCAAGAUUCUUCCAUUGGGUUUGGUGCGCCUGUACGUGCAAACAUGAGGGUUGGUAAUGUUACUAGUGCUGCUGUGACAUCAUCUUUAUUGGAGACUGUUGAAAGCAGUGAUCUUAUAUCAUUCGGUUUAAUACCUGAAUUUGUUGGAAGAUUUCCUGUCCUUGUGAGUUUGUCAGCUCUUACUGAGAAUCAACUUGUACAGGUUCUGUCAGAGCCAAAAAAUGCCCUUGGGAAGCAAUAUAAGAAGAUGUUUCAAAUGAAUGGUGUUAAAUUACAUUUCACAGAAAAUGCUUUCAGAUUAAUUGCUAAUAAGGCAAUAACAAAAAAUACUGGGGCUCGAGGGUUGCGGUCCAUACUAGAAACUAUCUUGAUGGAUGCCAUGUAUGAGAUUCCUGAUGUUAGAACAGGUGAAGAUAUCAUAGAUGCUGUUGUAGUUGAUGAAGAAUCGGUAGGAACCGAGGGACAGGGAACUGGAGCCAAGAUCCUUUAUGGAAAGGGUGCAUUGGAUCGAUAUCUUACCAAACACAAAUCAAAGGAUUUAGAGACAAAUGCGGAAGGGUCCGAUGGAGAACCAGAGGCAGAAACAGAGCUUUCUUCUAUAGUUGCUAGCAUGUAGUCUGUUGAUCUCAUUUGUAGCUUUAUCCAUGUACAUAAUAGCUUCACAUUAAUUUAAUAAAUUUAAAGAUGCAAAUUACAAUUCACACUGUGAUUGGUCGGAACUGUGCAGCACUUGAUACAGUUGAAGCCGUAUAUUGUAAUUGUACAUGUAUUAAUCAUGUGGCAGCCCAAUGGAUAGCUUUUACUGUUGUUUAGCUAAAAUAA